AUGAUGCUCGACAUCAUCCGGCAACCCAUCUCUACCAACUCGUACCUCUCCUCCCGUCAUGACAUUGUUCUGUGCUACACAGCUACCAAAAUUCAGUCUGUUUACGGCUUGCGUGACAACAUUGAUUAUCCCAACUCAAAGGACUGCGGAGAACUGCCACGUUUGGGAUCUGAUCUCACAGGCGGGUUAAAGGAUAGCAUCAGUACACUUUGUCUUAUCAAUGGCAACCACUGGGUGGCCAUCGUAGUCAACCAGAGUGAGAGAAAGGUAUUGUAUGGUGAUCCAGGAGGUUCGGGAGCACCUGUGGCGCUUCGAAGUUCGUUGAUUAUUGAAAACGGUGAUGAACACGAGGAGAUACUUGAUGAAGAUACUCAUACCUGGCUCAAUGACAAAAUUGAAAAAAUGCCUGGUGAUUCCACUUUCGAUGCCGAGGAAGACAUUGACUUAGACGUGCCGGAACUCACAAAAAUUCUCGCUGAUGAUCCACCCCAAGGGAGUGUGUCGAAAGGUAAGAAGAGCAAAUGGUGGCUUGCAUUGAUGACGCCGACGAUGCUGAUGGCGAAUGGGUCUGGAAGUGAAAUUGCCCAGCGCACAGAAGUUUUUUCAUCAAGAAUAGUUAAUAACACCUGUUUUCGACGAGUUAGCUUGAACUGA
Suillus fuscotomentosus is the source of this 654-nucleotide messenger RNA. RefSeq lists its product as uncharacterized. Lineage: Eukaryota; Fungi; Basidiomycota; Agaricomycetes; Boletales; Suillaceae. The record is from RefSeq and is a predicted model, not a curated record. The transcript has 2 exons. The coding region runs from base 1 to 654 and encodes 217 amino acids.